GCCUCAGUGAGCUUCAGUGAGAAGUUGCGUUCGUGUCAGCCUCAUGUCAUGAUCAUGGCUUUGUACGGUCGACUGUCUGGAAAGUCACAACUUGUUGUACACACAUACGCGAAAGAGCUCCGUCCGAUAGUCACGCAGUUGAAUGCACACGCCGCACACACAUAGGUACACUAGUCCUCGUGGACGCAUGUAUCAGUCAGCCCACCAUGACCGCAUUCGCCUGCACGACACACGACACACAACAAAGUGACACAUCCAGACAGACAGACAGACAGCUGGCCUACCCACCUCAGCAGCGGGUUCGAUGGCCUCGAGUAUGCGGUUGACUUUCAUGCAGAUGUGUCCGAUCUUGGCGUCCCAUCUUUUGAGGUGCUCACUCUCGGUGACGCCAAAGUGGAUGACGCCCUUGCGCUGGUCGAUGUAGCCCUCCAGGUUGCUGUCCAAUAUCAUGCGGGCCGCCACCUUCUCGGCCUUGCGGGGGUCCACCUCCAGCAGCGACCCGAACUCACCCAGCAGCAUAUUGCUGUACACCUUGGAGGCCGCCAACACAUCUGCACACACACAGAGACAUGGUGAAGAACCACAUGUGUGUUUGUGUGUGUGUUUGCGUGUGUGGUUGGCUUACUGUGUUGGAGUACGGCGCGGUCGAGUACUGUGGAGCCGUCAGCGAAGGAGGCCUUCUGGUGCUCCAUCAGAGUCUCUGUAAAGACACACACACAACGUACAGACCAAUACGGGAAGUGAAUGUCUCUCUCCUCUCAUACCUGCGAAUUUGGCCACUUCUGCGCCUCGUAUGAUGCGUUCGUGGAACAUCUUCUUGAGCACACCGUAGCUCUCCAGCUUGGGCACACGGUCGUCCUGCACUCACCACACACACGCACAUACACACACGUCGGCUGUGUCGCGACCGACCUACCUUCAUCAGAAUGGCGAGGAGGCGAGACCGCUGCGGGCCUGAUACAAACAUCAUGGCACAGCACAGCACGGUCAGGAUGAACGAAUUCGUGGAUUUGCAGCAUGGCGCGUGUGUGUGAGUGUGCCGUCCAUCCAUCCAUCCAUCCAUCCAUCGAUGGUGCAGACCCCCCUACCAGCAGGUGCCAGGAUGGCGCAUGUGCAGGCAUUCUUGAGGAGCUUCUCCAGGUCCUCCUCAUCCUGACGACGGACGGAUGCAUGACUCAUCCAGUCGACCAUGACCCCUUUGCCGCGUCUGUGUGUGUGUGUUCGUACGAUUUGCAGGUUGUUGAGGUUCAGCGACAGGUCAUAGUACCUGAACCAACACACACAGGCACACACACACACACACACGCACGCACACACACAGACGUGAAGACGUGUGGGUCACACUCACUGCCUGACCGGUUUGCUGCGAGCUGGAACUGACGCUUCGAGUCCACAAUGCGGGCAUACGUCACCUACACGACACACACGGCACACACAUGCACACACACACACAGGGGUCCCUCCAUGUGUGUGUGUGGACUGGCGUGCGCGGCUGACUUUGUAUCUGAGGUUGAGACUGACGUCGUCCACCUCGUGGAUGAUCAUCGACGCACGAGUGCAGUAGGCCUCUGGACGGAUGACACGCAUCACAUCAACCACCACACACACACAAUCACUCCUUCCGCCCACGCCGCCUCACCGGCCGACACGGCAUCCUCGUCUUCGAGGAAGAGCUCGGCUAUCUUGACAUACUUCUCGGCCUUCUCUGCCACACUGCGCUGGCUGAACAAACACACACACACACACACACACACGCGCACAGAUGUCUGUGUGUGUGUCUGUCUGUAAGAGGGAGGGGGUGUCUGUGCGGGCUCACCGUGAGCCGCUCUCCAGAUUGAUUUGGGCCAGGCAGCGGGCAGCGGCUGAAAACUCCUGUGUGCGGCGAUGGAAAGCACACAAAACACACGCCACAUGUGCCUGUACGUGUCAUGUUUAGCCUCAGGUCAACACUCACCCCCUCAUGCUGAUGCACAGCAGCCAGGUGCUCGCGAAUGAUGUAAUCCUGCACACAGACACACACACACACACACAUCCACAGGCGCCAUUUGCCAUCAACGUGUCCGUGUAUGUGUGCAUGUGAGCUGACCUCUUCCUCGUAGGACACCACUCGUGCGCGCAUCUUGUCGAGUGCGUGUACGGCGAGUAUCUUCUUGUUACCGUCCGCCAUGCCGCCCAUCUUCACCGCCACCUCGUGCAGCAGCGGACGCGAAAACAGCGCAAACUGAGACGAAUCCUCACUCAGUACUUAACACACAAAUCAACACAUCACACUCGUGAGUGUGCUCCAACUCUUCUGUCUGACUGUGUUGACUCACUGAAGUCGACGAGCCGCGUGAGUUCUGGCACUUUCUCCUGUGCGCACAGUGCGGCGACGAGCUCGUUGAAUCGCGCCAUGCGGGCGCUGGCCUCGCUGACGCUGUUGAGGAUGGCAGUGAUUUCGGCAGGCGCCGUUGCCAUGAUGAGAUGAAUGCGCAGCAAACAAACAACAAUGCGCGUCGGACAAAGGAAGAUACCAACACAGCGGCUGUUGGGAGAUCUUUC
Molecule: messenger RNA, 2541 nt
Organism: Vitrella brassicaformis
Lineage: Eukaryota; Vitrellaceae
Source: the annotation of a GenBank genome assembly